Phodopus roborovskii (desert hamster) is the source of this 4119-nucleotide messenger RNA. RefSeq names its product retrotransposon Gag like 1 (gene Rtl1). The coding region runs from base 1 to 4119 and encodes 1372 amino acids. The transcript has 2 exons. Lineage: Eukaryota; Metazoa; Chordata; Mammalia; Rodentia; Cricetidae. The record is from RefSeq and is a predicted model, not a curated record.
AUGAUAGAACCCUCUGAAGACUCAUUUGAGACGAUGAUGGAGCUUAAGAAUCCAUCAUCAAAACAAAUGGAGUCCUCCGAGGGCUCAUCCAACACCGUUGAGGAGACACCAGGCAACAUCGGGGCACAGGCGGCGGCAGAGGCGGGCUCAGCCAGCGGCCCAGCCCAGGAGCCACCCAGUGGCUCGAUGAAGGAAGUGGAAGAGCUGCCCACUGAUCUACUCCAAGACAUGGAGAAGUCAUCCAGUGGUCCAUGUGUGAAAACAGAGGAUCCACCGAACGACCUACUCCAAGACUUGGAGGAGUCACCCAGUGCCCCGUGCGACGAGACAGAGGAUGCGCCAAACGUUCCGUUCGAAGACCUGGAGGAGUCCUGCGAUAUUUCACAUGAGGAAAAUGAGGAUGAUCCAAUCAGUGAUAUAUCUGAUGGCCUGUAUGCGGUGUCAGCCAAUUCCUCUGAGACCCUGACAGACGGAGACGACGACACUAACCUGGAUGAUGGGGAAUUCGGAGAGGAGAGUCAGGCCGGGAACUCUCCAGAAGAAGUCGUGUCCAGGAUGGGGUCCAUCAUCUCGCUGUUCCUCCGAAUGCAAGACGUCAGACAACAACAGAUAGUGGCAGAGGAGAUCUUGACGGAUGCUAUCGAUGAAGGCCGGCUUCCGUCCAUCAGGCCCUUCUCCGGAGAUCGCAGAGAUUACCAUGAGUUCAUUGUGCUCUGCCAGAUGACCAUGCAGAACUACCCAGCAAUGUUCUCCAGUGAUCACAUACGAGUGAAGUUUUUCAUCCACCACAUGUCUGGCUUCGCCUCAGAAUGGGCCAACGACCUGAUAGAGCAGAACAGCCCCCUGCUGAACGACUUCUCAGGCUUCCUCGGGGCCUUGUCAGAAAAGUUCGAGUACCGGCAGACACUGCGUGUGGCAGAAGACGCCAUGUUCAGUAUCAGGCAGGGGAACCGUAGCGUCGCUGAUUACAUCAAUGAGUUCCAGAGUCUCGUACCCACCUUGGACUGGCCAGAUGAAGUCCUGCAGGCCCACCUGUGCCAAGGGCUCAAUGAAGACAUCAGGCACUAUCUGUUCCGGAUCCCUCAGCCGCAGUCCCUGCACAACCUCAUGGUGCUGGUCCUGCAGAUCGAAGAUAAACUGGCUGAGAGAAGAGCAGUGCUCAGGCUGCCCCCUGAGUCCCGCCCAAGGAACAUGACCUGGAUCGACUCACCUGCCCCAGAGAAGUGGAGGGUGAGCAGCUGGCUGCCAUAUGCAUUCCAUCCAGACAUUGAUCGUGCCCACCUGUUCCUGUUGCUCAUGGUGAGGGUUAGCCCCUACCACAGCGUCGCAGUGCAGGCCCUGUUGGACUCAGGAGCAGAGGGGAACUACAUGGAUGAGAAGUUUGCCCAAGAACACUACGUGGAGCUCUAUGAGAGGCCCUAUCCACAGGCAAUCCAAGCGGCAGACGGCUCCCUGAUCGGAAACGAACCCACGUGGCUCUACACGGAACCCCUGAUGUGUGUCCAGCAGAACCAUUACGAAUACAUCGAAUUUGACAUCGUACCUUCGCCUCUCUUCUCUGUGGUCUUAGGCAUCAAGUGGCUCCGAACCCACGCACCUGACGUCGACUGGAUCAAAGGCCGCUGCACCUUCCACUCUCCCUACUGCCUGAAGAACUGCUUCACUCCACCCCCACCAUGCAUCGCACUGGAACAGUACAGCAUGAGCCUGCUCCCUGGAUUGCCACACCCGUACUCAGACCUGGCCGACGUGUUUAACCCGAAGGAGGCAGAUGAUGAGACUUCCGACCAGCCAAGCUCAGACGGAUCCGAUGAUCUUUCUGAAUCAGAGCCCUCUGAGCUUCAGCAGGCUGGAGACAGUGAUCGUAACGAUGUCUUUUACGAGUGUCGUUCCAGGGUGCCUUGGGUGUCUGUGAGUGCCAGGAUGCAUGAAAAAGCCAGGCAGCAAGAGGAGUACUGGAUACUGUAUGACAUGCUGACUGACAAACAAGACUACAUACAGAUGAUACCAGAACUGUUUGACCAGUUACAUGGAGCUGCAUGGUUCACAAAGCUGGAGCUGCGUAGGGACAUUAAGGAAGCUGACAUCAACUACAGCGUCACACGCACAGAAGACACAUGGAGAGCAACGUUUGGUUUGAACCUUCACCAGAUGAGAUGCUACCGGCCCUUUACAAUGUGCUCAUUCGCUGAUGAAUCAGACAAUGAGAUUCACUACAUCCUAAAAGACAUCCUAGGCUUCUAUGUGAUUGCCCGUGGCCAAGAGGUCCUGGUCUACUCAAUGAGCCAGGAGGAACACUUUGAGCACGUCCGCCAAGUCCUGCUCCGCUUCCGCAACAACAACGUCUACUGCUCACUGGACAGAAGCCAGUUCCAUCGCCAGACCGCAGAAAUCAUGGGCUUUGUCCUAUCCCCCAAAGGGGUGAAACUCAACAAGACUCUCAUGAAUCUCAUCAUGGGGUGCCCUGUCCCAGGCAACAGGAGGUGUCUGCAAACCAUCAUCGAACUCGUCUACCCCUACCGCCACUUCGUGGAGCACUUCGCCAUCAUCGCAGCCCCCCUGCUGAGGCAGCUGCUGAGUUCAGAGCCCUACUACUGGGGAGAAGAGGAACAGGAGGCCUUCGAGUGCCUCAAGAGAGCUUUCCGCAAGGCACCCAUUCUCUACCACCCCAAGCCUCAGAACCCAUUCUACUUGGAAACGGGAGUCUCCGGCCCAUUCCUGUAUGCCUCCCUGGUGCAAACCGACGAAGAAACGGGCAAAAAAGCUACCUGCGCUUUCUACUCACGACGCCUCUCCCCAUUGGAGGUGGAGUACCCUCAAGUGGAGUUGAGGAUCCUUCCAAUCCGGGCUUCCUUCAUGGUGUGGUGCCGCUACCUGGAGAACACCGAGGAGCCCAUCAUGAUCCUUCUCAACACAGAGGAUCUAGCCUCUCUGAAUAAUGACAGGCUCACCGUACUUCUCCCCGGGCAUUGGGUCUUCUUCUUCUCGCACUUCCGUUUCGAUGUCAUGGAGCUGCCUGAUGAAGAUGACCCACGAGCUCUGUUCCAAAGGAGAAGUCAGAACCAGAGAGGCCUCCGAGGGAGGUUCAUGCGGCCACUGCUGCUUCUCGCCAUGAGAGCAGCCCAAAGGAACAUCUCCUCUGACUUCGAUGAAGACAUCUCAUACGAAGAAUCUGAAGAUUACAACCAGCAGAACGGGGUACAGGAGCUACUGGCUACCAUCCCGAUAGAGCAGAUCCUCAAUGGCUUCCUGGCCCAUUUCAGUGUGACUCAGAUCCGGGCUAUUGUCCUGAACUUCUUCCACAGCCUGCUCUACUGGAAGAGUACCCUGGGUGUGGCAGCGCUCCUGGUGAUCAUGAGGGUGAAGCGGUACCUCUCUCCAUUGUCUUUCCGAUCUUGGGAGGUGGACAGGCCUCAGCCACGGCACACAAUCCGACUCGUCCUGGACUCGUCUCUCAUUGCAGGUAGUGGCAUGGCCACAGUCAUUGCUCAGUUGUUCAGACAGAUGCCCCCUCUUAUGAGAGUCAACACCCGCCCAGCUCGAGAGCUGGCUGAGCUGCUCCUGAGUCCCAGGUGCUGGCAUCGCAAUGCGCUGCAUUCCCGGCCCCCACGGGGCAUGCGACUCACACCUGGGUUCUGGUUGACCCUGUGUGAGUUCUUCGGGGUCAGAGUCAACCCUGAGGACGAUGCCAUCUUCCCUGCCCCACACCAGCACCGGUACUUGGAGCUGCACGUCGUUGGUGAUGAAGAUGUCGUCUUGCGAGAAGCCCUGCAAGACGACCUGCAACGUUACCGUCAUUGGGGCCUGCAUGACGGCCUGCAAGACACCUCGCAGGACGCGCAGGACAACGACGUGCGACAACACCUGCUUGGCGACACACAAGUGCUCACCUUCCGCCCACAAAAUCUACUGGACCCAGUGGUCCUAGAUUUCCUCAACAACCGCCUACUCUACAUUCUUGGUGCCGAUGGACAGCUUACUCUGCUCAGCAGAGAUGAGGUGGCCCAGGCCCUGGCACGAUUCCUGGCCAUGGCCUCCAGAAUGGUCCCGCCUCGCCCAGCCAGGCAACGGGCAAGGCUGCAACAGCUAUCGGACUCAUCAGAUGAUGAGCUUGACUGA